GCCCGCCGGGGAGGAGGAAGCAAUGGCGCUCCCGCCCCCGCCUGGGGCCGCGCCCCUGUUCUCAAUCAGGUCCGACUCCACACCAUAACACCCAGGCGCGCCGCGCUCGCUCCUCACUGGUGUCGGGACACCUAGGCUUUCAGCAUGUCUGGCAGAGGCAAGGGCGGGAAGGGGCUCGGCAAGGGGGGCGCCAAGCGCCACCGCAAGGUGCUGCGCGACAACAUCCAAGGCAUCACCAAGCCGGCCAUCCGCCGCCUGGCGCGGCGCGGCGGCGUCAAGCGCAUCUCGGGGCUCAUCUACGAGGAGACGCGCGGCGUGCUCAAGGUCUUCCUGGAGAACGUCAUCCGCGACGCCGUCACCUACACCGAGCAC
Meleagris gallopavo (turkey) is the source of this 372-nucleotide messenger RNA. RefSeq names its product histone H4. NCBI's taxonomy places the organism in Eukaryota, Metazoa, Chordata, Aves, Galliformes, Phasianidae. Gene Ontology annotation, molecular function: structural constituent of chromatin; protein heterodimerization activity; DNA binding. Gene Ontology annotation, cellular component: nucleosome. The record is from RefSeq and is a predicted model, not a curated record.